GCGCUUGCGUUGUUCAGAGCGCAAAUUGUAUUUUCUAAACAUGCGGCAGUUUCUGUUCGCGCUUUGAGAAAUGGGUGUCGGAAAAAAGUCACAUCUAGAAGAGCGCUUGCUGCAUCCGAAAUGUUUCAAGAACGUCUGAAAAUCAAGGAAUACCAAGUGAAAAUUUAAUGUUUUCCAGUAACUGAUUAGAUAAAAAUCAUCAUAAUGAAUGAGAUCAAAGGAGAGAAGAUGGACAUGAAGAGACUGACCUUCGACGACCUAAGAAGAAUUCUUGGCAACAACUUCACCAAAAUAUUCAACAUAAGCGAGGGCGACAUCAUUAACAUAGGACCCUUUCUCGAACAGGAAGAUCCGGAUGAAUAUACUAGGCGUAAACAUCGGUGUGGAUCUCUAGCUGAUCUGGCGUCAGUUUACGCCGAAAAUUAUCACAUAUACUGUGCUGUGGGCGUUUGUUUUCUCGGAACAGUUUCUAACUCAUUGAAUGUGGCAGUUCUGACACGGAAAGAAAUGGCUGCCAUCCCCAUCAACAGGAUUUUAACCGCAUUGGCCGUGGCUGAUAUAAUGCUCAUGGUUGAAUAUGUUUCUUUUCAUACCUAUUAUCACCUGGAUGUUUCCGGCCGUCGAGAUUUUCCAUACAUGGGUGCCGUGUUUGCGCUCUUCCAUAUACACUUCUCGCAAGUUUUACACACGACGUCAAUAUGUUUGACAUUGGCACUAGCAAAAUGGAGAUAUUUGGCCCUCAAAUAUCCAGAAAGGGGUCACAUUCUAGGAUCAGACAAACGCUGCUCCUUGGCUAUCACUCUCAGCUUCAUCAUUCCUAUCAUUCUAUGUUCUCCUACAUUUCUGUCAUUCCAUAUAGAAUCGACCGUAAUAGAGGAAGACAAAAACUACACCCUCUACACUGCGGCGUUAGUGGAAGAAUUGCGUGAGAACGAACUUUUGCUCAAAGCCAACUUCUGGAUCUACGGAGUGUUCAUCAAACUGCUCCCCUGCUGCAUACUCUCCGUUAUCAGUUGUUGGCUAGUAAAGACACUCAUAACAGCCAAAAACAGAAAACGAAUUCUGAGAGGCUAUGGAACUGACCCUGUCCGCGCAGAAGGGAAAACUAAGGCUGAGAUUAGAGCUGAUAGAACAACGAGAAUGCUUAUAGCCAUUCUGCUGCUUUUUCUUAUCACGGAAUUUCCUCAAGGUUUAUUUGCGCUAUAUAUAGCCCUUAAGGGAGAAUAUUUUUUUCUCGUUUGUUACCAGAAAUAUGGGGCUGUAAUGGAUAUUUUGGCCUUGAACAACGGUUCUGUCAAUUUCAUUCUGUACUGCUACAUGAAUCGGAUGUUCAGAGUUACUUUUGGACAGCUAUUCAAGAAAAGACUUCUCUCUAAACUCAAAGAUAACACUAAUUCAGAAGUUCAGUCCACUUUGGUCUAACUUCAACAGUAUUCAAACGUGUAGAUUGAAUGUUAUGUAUGUUACGUUGGAUGUUAUA
Messenger RNA from Harmonia axyridis, 1480 nucleotides. RefSeq names its product G-protein coupled receptor dmsr-1-like. Bases 205 to 1422 code for a protein of 405 amino acids. The record is from RefSeq and is a predicted model, not a curated record. Gene Ontology annotation, biological process: G protein-coupled receptor signaling pathway. Gene Ontology annotation, molecular function: G protein-coupled peptide receptor activity. The transcript has 3 exons. NCBI's taxonomy places the organism in Eukaryota, Metazoa, Arthropoda, Insecta, Coleoptera, Coccinellidae. Gene Ontology annotation, cellular component: membrane.